Messenger RNA from Tribolium madens (black flour beetle), 3077 nucleotides. Its product is annotated as lysosomal alpha-mannosidase-like. The coding region runs from base 14 to 3028 and encodes 1004 amino acids. The transcript has 14 exons. Lineage: Eukaryota; Metazoa; Arthropoda; Insecta; Coleoptera; Tenebrionidae. Gene Ontology annotation, molecular function: alpha-mannosidase activity; carbohydrate binding. The record is from RefSeq and is a predicted model, not a curated record. Gene Ontology annotation, cellular component: lysosome. Gene Ontology annotation, biological process: mannose metabolic process.
UUGUUGUUCAAAGAUGAUUAAAUAUUUUUUGGUUAUACUUUUUGUGGGAGGAUUUUCAUCCCCCAUCAAGCGUGGGGAAGUUCCCCCAUGCCAGGUUUGCCAUAAAACAGAUCCUAAUAAAAUCAACGUACACUUAAUCCCACAUUCACAUGAUGAUGUUGGUUGGAAAAAAACUGUUGAUCAAUAUUUUUACGGAAGCCGAUCUGAUAUUCAAAAGGCUGGAGUUCGGUAUAUCAUUUCCUCAACAGUGGAAGCACUUAAAAGUGAUCCGGAUAGGAGAUUUGUUCAAGUCGAAACGGCAUUUUUCUGGAAAUGGUGGCAGCAGCAGACUGACAGUAUAAAACAAGAUUUUAUUAAUUUAGUCAAUAACGGACAAAUUGAAAUAAUUAACGCAGCGUGGUCUAUGAAUGAUGAAGCGGCCACAAAUUAUCAAUCCACAAUCGACCAAUUCACGUAUGGUCUGAGAACAAUUAAUGACACUGUGGGCAAAUGUGGGACUCCUAGAAUUGGUUGGCAAAUUGAUCCCUUUGGCCACAGUCGAGAGCAAGCUUCGAUUUUUGCUCAAUUGGGCUUUGACGGCGUAUUUUUUGCUCGAAUUGAUUACAAUGAUCGCAACCAGAGAAAAUCCGAUAAAAAUCUGGAAGUGAUUUGGCAGGGGAGUGCAAAUUUGGACAACACUGACAUUUUUACAAGUAUCUUUGUCGAUCAUUAUCACGCCCCGUCUGGUUACUGCUUUGAUAUUGAAUGUGGCGAUGAAGUGUUAAACGACGACGUCAGAAGUCCUGAUUAUAACAUCCCCAAAAAGAUUGAAGAUUUUCAAAAGAAAAUGGAAUCGACGGCCCAGUACUACCAGACAAACCAUAUCCUAAUUACCAUGGGGGGAGAUUUCCAGUAUCAAUCAGCCGAGAAAAACUUUAUCAAUAUGGAUAAACUUAUUACAGCUUUUAAAAACAACGAAAAAAUUAAUUUAUUAUAUUCCACUCCGUCGUGUUAUAUUAAAGCAGUUAAUGAUGAGGCUACUGCUAAAAAUUUAGAGUUUACACUAAAAACAGAUGACUUUUUCCCAUACGGUUCAGAUUCUCAUUGCUACUGGACUGGAUAUUUCACGUCACGUCCAAACUCCAAACGCCUUGAAAGAAUAGCUAACAAUAUUUUACAAGCCAGUAAGCAAUUGACUUCAUUUUCAAAAAUUAAUGGUAAUGAUCAUGAAGAAGACUUAACUCUUCUUAAACAAGCACUUGGUAUUAUUCAACACCAUGACGCUAUUACUGGCACAGCAAAAGAAGCUGUUGCUAAUGAUUACGUUAGGUUAAUAGCUAAAGGUAUUCAAAAUGCCGAAACUUCAUUAGGAGUUAUUAUAACAAAUCAGCUCAAAAAAGACCCUUCCUCUGGCAUCAAUUUAAAUCUAAAACAUUGUUUGUUAACCAAUGUUAGUAUUUGUGAAGCGACCAAAUCUGAUCGCUUUGUGGUAACUGUUUACAAUCCUCUUGAACGUCCAGUUACACAUUACGUACGAUUACCAGUACCAAAUGGUAAUUUCAAAAUAACUGGUCCCGAUGGUGAAGUUUCUUCCGACUUGUUUGACAGUAUUUCUAGCUUCGAUUACAUAGAUGAGAACACCGGGGUGCCAAGCACAAAAGAAUUAGUUUUUGCUGCCACUGAGGUACCUGGUUUUGGCGUGAAAUUAUAUUAUGUUCAAAAAAUCACUUCAGAGUCAAUUCUGAUAAAGCAAACGCACAAAUUCAAAUUUGGAACUGAUACAACCGGUUUUGAAAUUGACGAAAAAACUGGUCUUUUGAAAUCUGUUACUAUGAAUGGACAAACUGUAGAAAUUACUCAACAAUUCUUCUAUUAUAACGGUUUUAAUGGAGACAACAACGGUGAUGAAAACCGAGCUUCUGGAGCGUAUAUUUUCCGUCCUAAAGAAAAUGAAGCUACAGUUGUAAGUGACUCAGUCUCUGUUACUUCAACUACGGGAAUUCUGGUCGACGAAGUCCAUCAAAAAGUCAACGAUUGGGUUACUCAAAUUAUCAGAGUUUAUAAAGGAGUAAAUGAUAAAUACAUUGAAUUUGACUGGCUUGUUGGUCCAAUUGAAGUAGACAAAGAUAACAAAAUUGGCCGUGAAAUUAUAAGCAGAUUCACCGUUAAAGAUUUUGAUAAUGAUGAAACAUUUUUUACGGACUCCAACGGACGCGAAAUGAUAAAAAGACAGUUAAAUAAACGUAGUGACUACGAAUAUGAUCCAACACUUGAACCUGUUGCAAGUAACUACUACCCUGUGACUUCCAAAAUUGUAAUUAGGGACGAGAAGAAAAAAUUAGAAGUAGCGAUACUUAACGAUAGGGCUCAAGGAGGUUCAAGUUUACAAAAUGGAGCUAUUGAACUAAUGCUUCACAGAAGGCUUUUAAAAGAUGACGCUAAAGGAGUUGAGGAACCGCUUGAUGACGAAGAAUUUGGACAAGGAGUAGUUGCAAGAGGACAACUUUAUUUAGUCAUUGGUUCAACCGAUUCAAAUGUAGAAAACAAAUCAACAGCAGCACAGGAACGUGAAUUGGCUCUGAAAAAAUUAUUGAGUCCGUUGGUACUAGUUGGUGAUGCAACAUCUGACGAUUUGUCAUUUGAUAAAGUACAAAGUGUACUACAUUUCUCUUUUGAAGGACUUAGAAAAGUCCUUCCUGAUAACGUCCACAUUUUGACAUUUGAGCCUUGGAAAGAGGACAGUUUUGUUUUAAGAUUAGAACAUAUUUUGGAAAAUAAUGAAGAUACAAAUUUAUCACAGAGUGUUAGCGUAAAUCUAGAGGACUUAUUUGCCUUUUUUGAUAUUUCCGAAAUCAAAGAGACAACAUUAGGGGCUAAUGAAUGGAUGGAAGACUUUGACGCUAGAACAAAAUACGUGUGGAAAACUAAAAGUAAUACAUCUACAAUAAAUAAAAGUAUAUAUGUUCCACUAAAAGCCGGAGAGCUUGAAAUUACAUUGAAACCAAUGCAGAUACGUACAUUUAUUAUAAAAGCUUCUAAAAUAAGAUAAAUAUGUAUAAAUAACCCCUAAAAUAAAAAUUUAUAAAAUGUGUUAGAAA